GUCCCGGACCCGUGUAACCAAUUACAACCAAUAUGAAACAUGCGUUCAUGACGAACUCAACACGUCCACAUAAAAACGAUGUUUAAUAGAUUUGCAGUAUGACAAUAAUCGAUAGUUGUGUAGCAACUGAUAAGGACAACCCUAAGCAGGGUAUUGUGAUGUCAUAUGCAUAUACCACAGUUGUUCACAAACCAUCCAACAUUUUAUUCUUUUUUUCCUAUUUAAUAUACGAUAUACAUGAUACGUUUGUAUAUGUGAAAGGUUUUUUCUGAAUUCAUUCACCUGUUAAAUGUUAAUUUUCAUUUUAUUGUUCAUAAAAUCUUAAAAUCUCUAUGCUUCUACGCGCAAAUGUGUGAUUACUGAUUACUUGUAUGUCAAAAGAACUACUGUCUACAAGUCGCGUGUGCCUUUAGUUGCAACAUCGGUGCGAAAUAUACGAAAUGGAUACAUAACAUACAAAGUACGUGAAACUGUUUGUAAAUACAAAGUAUUGUGGAAAAGGUUAUUUAUAUUUUCUAACCAAUAGAUUACAAAAAUAAGUUACCAUGACUGUGAUGUCUCAAGAAGAAAUGAUGGUUGGUAUUAAGACUGUUGCCCAAGGAUUGGAAGCCCUGAAAAAUGAGUUAACAGCAUCUAAUAACCCUUCUGGUCAAAAUACAAUGCAACCAGAGGAAAAACAGUCAAUGCUUCAAAAAACUUUAGAUAUGACAGAAUUGGGUCUUGGAGAAGCUCAGGUUAGUAGUUUAGUUUUUUAUUACAAAUUGAAAGUAUCUAUACAACUUGCCACUUUUGAAACCUUAAAGUGCCUUUAAAUAAAGUAGUUUGUU
Molecule: messenger RNA, 827 nt
Organism: Acyrthosiphon pisum (pea aphid)
Lineage: Eukaryota; Metazoa; Arthropoda; Insecta; Hemiptera; Aphididae
Exons: 3
Coding region: 546-812 (88 amino acids)
Source: RefSeq, a predicted model, not a curated record